AUGACCGAGACCAUUGGCCUCGCCCAACCUGACCUCAACACCAUGUUUGUCGAGGGCCAGCGCUACCCCCUCGAGAUUGUCGACAUCUUUGCCGCCGGCGCCCAGACCCCGCUCGAGCGCCUUCGCGAUCACAACAAGAAGUUCGGCCUCGCCCUCGACGAGUCCGAGAUGGAGUACCUAGUCGAGGUCUUCAAGCGCCAGGGCCGCCCCCCGCACGACGUCGAGCUUUUCAUGUUCGCUCAGGUCAACUCGGAGCACUGCCGGCACAAGCAGUUCAACGCCAGCUGGACCAUCGACGGCGAGCAGAUGGCCGACAGCCUGUUCGGCAUGAUCCGCAACACCCACAAGACCACUCCCGACUACACCGUCUCCGCCUACAGCGACAACGCCGCCGUCCUCGAGGGUGAGACGGCCGCCUUCUGGGCCCCCGACUACUCUACAGGCUCCUGGAAACUGACCAAGGAGGUCGUUCACAUCCUCGCCAAGGUCGAGACCCACAACCACCCCACAGCCAUCUCCCCCUUCCCCGGUGCUGCCACCGGUGCCGGCGGUGAGAUCCGUGACGAGGGCGCCGUCGGUCGCGGCUCUAAGCCCAAGGCCGGUCUCUGCGGCUUCUGGCAGCCUCGAUAUCAUGCUCGAGGCCCCCAUCGGAAGCGCUCGUUUCAACAACGAGUUUGGCCGCCCGUGCCUGCUCGGCUGCUUCCGCACGCUGCUCACCAACGUCGGCACGACGACGAGCCCGAGUGGCGCGGCUACCACAAGCCCAUCAUGAUCGCCGGUGGUGUCGGCACCGUCCGCCCCCAGCACGCGCUCAAGGAUCCCAAGGACGUCAACGACGGCGCCCACGUCAUCGUUCUCGGCGGUCCCGCCAUGCUCAUCGGUCUCGGUGGCGGUGCCGCCUCCAGUGCCGCCUCGACGGAAGACACGGCCGAACUUGACUUUGCCAGUGUCCAGCGCGGCAACCCUGAGAUGGAGCGUCGCGCCCAGAUGGUCAUCGACACCUGUGUGUCUCUCGGAGACGAGUCGCCCAUCGCCUUCAUCCACGACGUCGGCGCCGGCGGUCUCUCCAACGCUCUGCCCGAACUCGUCAAGGACGCCGGCUUCGGCGGCAAGUUUGAGCUUCGUCAAGUUCACACCGACGACAAGAGCCUCAGUCCCCUUCAGCUCUGGGCCAACGAGUCUCAGGAGCGUUAUGUCCUUCUUGUCAACAAGGACUCCCUGAACCGCUUCGUCAGCAUCUGCCGCCGCGAGCGUUGCCCCUUUUCCGACGUCGGCACCGUCCUCGCCGAAGACGAGAACGGCAACUCCAAGCUCAUCCUCAGCGACCGUGACUCCACCGAGCACCCCCUGCCCAUCGACCUCCCCAUGUCCGCCCUCUUCCCUCCCGGCCGCCGCCUCGAGCGUGUUGUUGAGAGGCGCGAGCUUGACCUGCCGACGUUCAACGCUGUCGCCUCGCUCAAGUCCGCCGUCAGCGACACCGCUUCCAAUGCGGAUCUCAUCACCGCUGCGACGGAGCGUGUCUUCCGCAUGCCGGCCGUCGGCUCCAAAUCAUUCCUCAUCACCAUUGGCGACCGGACGGUCGGUGGCCUUACCGUGCGUGACCAGAUGGUUGGCCCGUGGCAGACGCCCGUUGCCGACUGUGCUGUCACGGCCACGUCGUACCAGAUCGGCUCUAGUAAGAGGACGGGUGAGGCCAUGGCCAUGGGCGAGCGUCCCCAGCUGGCGCUCAUCUCCGCCGCCGCGUCCGCGCGCAUGGCCGUCGCUGAGAGUUUGCUGAACCUCGGCGCUGCCGACAUUAUCGGCGAGCUGAACCGCGUGAAGCUCUCCGCCAACUGGAUGGCUGCCGUCAACCACCCCGGUGAGGGCGCCCGCCUCUACGAGGCCGUCCACGCUAUUGGCAAGGAGCUCUGCCCCGAGCUGAAAAUCUCCAUUCCCGUCGGAAAGGACUCGACCUCGAUGAGGCGUCGUGAGGACCGCGAGUCGGCAGGCACAGAGCGCGGACGUGACGCCCCAGCUCCGCCCGUCGAGGACGUUGGCGAGACCAUCCUGCUGUACGUCGAUCUUGCCGAGGGCAAGCAGGCCAUGGGCGGCUCAGCGCUCGCACAAUCCUUCGGUCAGCUCGGUAACGAGGCCCCUGAUGUCCGCAACGUCGGUCUCAUCACGGACUACUUCGACGCACUCAAGCAACUCCACGAGAGCGGCGUUGUGCUCGCCUACCACGACCGCUCCGACGGUGGUCUCAUCACGACCGUCGCCGAGAUGAUGUUUGCCGGUCGCUGCGGUGUUGAACUUCUCCUGGAUGGCGUUGCCAAGUCCGGCUCGGCGGCCGACGUCCUCGAAGCCCUCUUCAACGAGGAGCUCGGUGCCGUGUUCCAGGUUCGCAAGUCGGACGAGACCAACUUUAAGCGCUGCUUCGCCACCUGCGGACCUCCCAAGGGCCUCAUCCGCAAGAUCGGUGUUGUGAAGGCCACCUCCAAGCAGGAACUCACCAUCCGGUACCAGGACCCGACACCCAUCGUCAACCUGGACCGCGUCGAGAUGCAGCAGUGGUGGUCGCGCACGUCGUACGCCAUGCAGAGGGAGCGCGACAGCCCGGCGCACGCCGACAGCGAGUUCGCCACCAUCGCCGAUUCCGAAGACCCGGGCAUCUCAUUCAACCUCAAGUUCCAGCCCAAGGAGGACAUCAACCCCCUGACGGCGACGGUGGGCAGCUUCUUCAAGAACGCACCCAAGGUCGCCAUCCUGCGCGAGGUCGGCGUCAACAGCCACGCCGAGAUGGCGUUCGCCUUCAAAGCGGCCGGCUUCGACCCGAUCGAUGUUCACAUGAGCGACAUCUUGGCAGGCCGCUCGCUGCGCGAGUUUGUCGGUCUCGCCGCUGGCGGCGGCUUCUCGUACGGCGACGUCUUCGGCGCCGGCGUGGGUUGGGCGCAGUCCAUCCUCGAGCACAAGCACGCACGUCAGGAGUUCGAGGCAUUUUUCAACCGCCCAGACACCUUCUCCCUAGGCGUCUGCAACGGCAGUUUGAGGCCCGGUUUGGAUGUUCACAUCGACGACAGCGGCGCGCGACGCUUCGUCUCUCCACGCAUGAGCGGCUCGUCUCUCCCCAUCGCCGUCUCGCACGGCGAGGGCCGCGCGACGUUCACCUCGCCAACCCAGCUCGACACGCUCGGCGCCGAGGGCCUCGCGCCGCUGCGCUACGUCGACAACCGCCGCCGCACCGCCGAACCCGAGUGCUACCCGGCCAACCCCAACGGAAGCCCCGGCGGCGUGGCAGGUGUCCGAAGCAAGGACGGACGGGUCCUCGCGCUCAUGCCGCACCCCGAGCGCACCAUCAUGGCCGACGUGGCCAGCUACGUGCCGCCCAGUCAGAUUGAAGAAUGGGGCGAGUUCGGUCCCUGGGUCAGGAUGUUCAAGAGCGCGCGCCGGUGGGUGGGCUGA
Verticillium alfalfae VaMs.102 is the source of this 3438-nucleotide messenger RNA. RefSeq names its product phosphoribosylformylglycinamidine synthase. The record is from RefSeq and is a predicted model, not a curated record. The coding region runs from base 1 to 3438 and encodes 1145 amino acids. Lineage: Eukaryota; Fungi; Ascomycota; Sordariomycetes; Glomerellales; Plectosphaerellaceae. The transcript has 5 exons.